Molecule: messenger RNA, 3079 nt
Organism: Lonchura striata (white-rumped munia)
Lineage: Eukaryota; Metazoa; Chordata; Aves; Passeriformes; Estrildidae
Source: RefSeq, a predicted model, not a curated record
GCUGGGCUUAAAAUAACCCUUCAGCACUGACAGAUCCCUUCCUGCAAAUCCAACUGUGCUGCACCAGCUCUCCUCCUCUCCCUUGGGUAAGAGUCAGCUGCCACACCGACUGUGAAGGUUUAUUUUCUUUUGCACAGUGCAGUGAUUCCACUAUCCCAGGUUGCUCCAAGCCCCAUCCAACCUGGCCCUGAACACUUCCAGGGAUGGGGAAUCCACAGCUUUUUCUGGUGUUGAGGUAGGGUGAUGGAAUCACAGUGCUGUGCUCACCUAACUGGGCUCUGCAUCCAGGGAAAGCCUCGUGUUUCUAUGGAGGAAGCUGCUCCAGAAGAGCUGUUGGAGUAAAUUGCAGCAAUAUCUUUCCAGAGAGUGAAUGAAGCAGCUUUGGGAGCCUGACAUUAAACAGGAUUCACAGGAAGAAACAGGUUGGACAAUGCAUCUCUUUGGAACCACCUCUGGGAAGAUGAAGCUUCCAACAGCAGCAGUGCAAUUUGGAACCUCCUUGUUUUAAGGGAACCUGGAAACUUCUACCCAUAUUUGCCUAUUCCAGCAUAAAGCAGAGGAAAAUGAGUUAUUUUUAUUUUUUGCAUAUUUUCACACUACGUAACAAUUUUUUUUCCUUCUCAUUUUGUUCAAUGGGAAAAACUUGAGCCAGUUUUAUAGCUGAUCCUUACUUCGCCACAUUCCUCUUACUGAGCCAAAUUCUUGGGAACCACAUACAGAGUACAUUUAUUUUUGUGUCUUGGUGGUGGUUGGGGCUUCUUUUUCUUUCUGUGACACAUGUCACUUUUUAUUCUGUUUUGAAGCUGUCCUUUUGCAUUGCUGAGUAGUUGUAGAACCACUCCAGGAACGAAAUAAUUUCAGACUUGCAGAAGAUGACUCAUGUGCUUCAGAAACUUUUUAAUGGCUGUGCUUGGCUCAUUAAUGUAGGAGUGUAACGGUAGUAAUAUGAGGUAUUGCAUUAAUUGCUGCAUACAUUUAUUACCAAAUGACUUGCACAGACAGUGUUUCAGAUGCCGUGGACCUGAUCACAAUAACCAGAAGUGUCCUGUGUGCAGAGGAGAAAAUAAAAUCCCUUUGUACACCGACAGCAAGCAGAUGAAGUGGCUCGCGGUGCUGGAAGUGAGGACUGACCACUGUGAGAGCUGGAAUGGGUUUUUCUGCCUGAGGAAGGGGAAGCUCUGCAGUUUGAUGUUUGGGUUGAUCAUAAUGACUCUGGUGAUGGUAUCCUACAUACUGACUGGAGCCAAGCACGGCCUGCUGCUGAUCCCAUCUCCCUUCCAUUACGGAGCUUUUGCUAGCAAUCCCAGCUUAAUGGACAAUGAAAGCCUUAGUGACAUGAAAGACUAUUACCAGCCUUCAAAAAUGAAUAUUUCAUAUGUAAAGGAUUAUCCAAGCAUUAAAUUAAUUAUUGACACCAUUACUUCAAAGAUAGAGUUUAUAACGAGGCAGCGCCCUGAUUUAGAAGAGCUGAGGAAGCAAGAGCCACAUAUGUUUUCGGUAAUUCCUAACAAAUUCCUUCCAAACAGCAAGAACCCUUGUUGGUACGAAGAGUACCGCGGGAACACAACCACGGAUCCCUACGCCACCAACUCCUACGCACUCUACUCCAAGCGCUUUCGGAUCAUUUUUGAUUACCUCAGGAAGGUAUUUUGGAACCACUUGUACCACUACAAGGACAAGCACUACCGCCUGCGCUGCCUGCCACACUUCUACAUCAUCGGGCAGCCCAAGUGUGGCACCACGGACCUGUACGACCGCCUCCGACUGCACCCCGACGUUCGCUUCUCGGCCAUCAAGGAGCCCCACUGGUGGACCAGGAAACGCUUUGGAAUCAUCCGGCUGAGGGAUGGAUUUCACGACCGCUACCCGGUGGAAGAUUACCUGGAUCUGUUCGACCUGGCAGCACAUCAGAUCCAGAGCGUGCUGCAGAGUGAUGCAGUGAAGGAGCAUGGCAAGAGGAACAACAUCAUCAUAGGGGAGGCCAGUGCCUCGACAAUGUGGGACAACAACGCUUGGAUUUUCUUCUAUGACAACAGCACUGAAGGAGAACCUCCCUUCCUAAUCCAGGAUUUUAUCCAUGCCUUCCAACCAAAUGCCAAACUUAUCAUCAUGCUGAGGGACCCUGUUGAAAGGUUGUACUCUGACUAUCUGUACUUCGCCAGCGCCAACAAAUCCGCGGAGGAUUUCCACGAGAAGGUGGCGGAAUCCCUGCAGCUCUUUGAGAGCUGCGUGCUGGAUUUCUCCCUGCGAGCCUGUGUCUACAACAACACCCUCAACAACGCCAUGCCCGUGAGGUUACAGGUAGGGCUCUAUGUUGUGUAUCUCCUGGACUGGCUGACAGUUUUUAACAAAGAUCAGAUCCUUGUUCUUCGCCUGGAGGACCAUGCAUCAAACAUGAGGUACACCAUGCACAUGGUGUUCCAGUUCCUGGACCUGGGACCUCUGAGUGAGAAACAAGAAGCUCUGAUUACCAAGAGUCCUGCAUCAAACACCCGAAGACCUGAAGACAGAAGCCUGGGCCCGAUGCUGCCAACCACCAAGGCAAUUUUAAGAGAUUUCUAUAGGCCUUUUAAUACAAAACUGGCACAAGUUCUUUUUGAUGAUGCUUUUUUAUGGAAGAGGACAUAAUAUGUAAAUUUCUUGCCACGACUACAGUGCUUAGAGGAGUUUUUAUUUUUUUAAAUUCUAUUUUUGUGCGUGGAUAUUUUAAAUUUUUUUUUUCCCAUUCCAAAGAGCAGCCGAUGGAUGAGCUGAGAGUCUCACCUUCAGCCAGCACACAUCUCAACAGCUCUACCACAUUUUCCUUGGGAGAAUGGAAAGCAUCUUGCUUUAAUCACUUUAUUGCAACUUCUUUCACCCCAGCAAAGGAGUGGACAAGCAUUAGGACAAUGAUGUCUUUCACUCUUCCACAGGGGUGUUGAAGUGUAACCUUCUGUGAGAUGCUGCAACACAGAGUCAGCAUCAGUUUCCUACAAUUACACUUAUAACCUCUCAUUUUCAAUAUAUGUUAUUCACUCAUUUUUUUUCAAUCAAUCAAUGUCAUUUAGUCAUUAAAAUUUUUAAUUGAAUUCAACCUAAA